CAAUUUGUUCAAGGCGUGGUAGGGAGAUUACUGUACGACUGACUUACAUAUAGUGUCAUGUAUCCACAUGUAACACAGUAACUCAUUACGUUUUACUGUUGUCGAAAACAUUUUUUUAAGUACAUAAUCAUAAUAUUGACUAGCGGCUAGCAACGCACUGGACGUGUGUCGUAAGUGCGCCGUAUAUCGACCUGACAUACCUAAGUAUCGGUUCUUAUCUCAUUUCCAGAUCAAUUAAGUAUGCAACGUCGCUGCUGCUUAACAAAUGGUGUUUAUUUGCGUAAUUAACUUCGACACGUACCUGCUUUGCACCUCUGAAGAAUAAACGAGAGAUCAAUAAAUUCGUGUUCUACCCGACAGAUGGCAGGAGGAUUGCCCCACAUCGAGAUACGGGCAACGUGAUUGGCUGCUUUGAAAGUAGUCCCUUGCACGAAUUCCUGUUCCCGCCUCGCGCGCUGUGUUAUUGUGUAGACCCCUCUAGGCCACCAUUGGCUCAUCGCGAGCGAAUACGUUGUGGCGACUCGGUACGGCCGUCAUUCCUGCUUUGAAGGUAAAGGCUGACGGAGCGAGUGCCGCAGAGCAUUUUGUGUGUUGUGAAUCGUUAGUAUUAAAAUAAAGUGCGACAUGGAGAAGAGAAUACAACUUGAGAAGAUGGGGAGAACUCCCGAUAAAAUAAAGGAGCUUAAUCUUGACAACUGCAGAAGUACAAGUAUUGUUGGCCUCACAGACGACUUCAAAAACUUGGAAUCAUUGAGUCUGAUUAAUGUGGGCCUCACAAGCUUAAAGGGAUUCCCAUCAUUACCCAACUUGAAAAAGCUUGAACUCAGUGACAACAGAAUUUCUGGUGGACUCAAUGUGUUGAAAGACAGUCCAAAGCUCACUCACUUGAAUCUCAGUGGCAACAAAAUACGUGACAUUGAAACACUUGAACCAUUGAAGCAGUUCAAACAUCUAAAGAAUUUGGAUUUGUUCAACAAUGAGGUCACAUCAGUUGAAAAUUACAGAGAAAAGGUUUUCAAAUUACUUCCAAGCUUGAAGUACCUCGAUGGGUUUGAUCAAGAUGAGAAAGAAGCGGAGGACAGUGAUGUCGAGGAUGAUGAAGUGAAUGGAAAUGAUAGUGAUGAUGAAGAGGGUAUUGAAGGCAUUGAUGAAGAUGAGUUGGAGGAGGAAGAAGAGAUUGGACUUAAUGCUGUGUAUAAACAACAUUUGGAUGAGGAGAGCGAGGGAGAUGAUUAUGACGGUGUCGAAGACGAAGAAGAUGAAGAUGACGAUGAUGAAUUGGGGGAGGAAGAAGAAGAGGCUGAAGGUGAAGGGCAGGAUGAAGAAGACGGGGAAGAAGAGGAAGCAACACCGAGAGGCAAGAAGAGAAAGCACGACGACGACGCAGCGGCAGAUGGCGAAGCCACAAACUAGGUGUGGGACACUAAAAUAGUGUGGUCAGGAGCUUGUGGACUCCAGGGGCUGAACUACCACUGUCGGGGAGGGGGUAAUCUGUGCUGGGCGAGGUCUCGUGCUGCAGAGUGUCGUGUCGUGUCGUGCCGUGUCGUCUCGUCCGGUGUGCGUGAGUAUACGGAUGUGUGGUGUCGUGUUAAUACUGUGCUUGUUUGAUGGACUGAAUGCGUGCGACGGAACAGAGGGACCGAGAACUGUGAAGUGAGGAAAGCAGAGAAUCUGACAAGAUGGAAGUUGUAUGCGCUGACAAGCGUGAACUAGACAGCUCGUUUUUUGUACAGAUUGCUAAACAAAAUUAAAUAUGAUCCCUUUAAAAUAUAUAUAGAUUACUACUAUUCUUAUUACUACUUCUGGCACUUGUAACGUGUGUACGUUUGUACAUAUGUACAUUCGUCUUCUCACAGGAAAACACACACACACACACACACACACACACACACACACACACACACACACACACACACACAAUGGCAGAACUAUGAGGAUGAGGAGUAUGCCAUUAAUCUGUAACAUAGAAGAUUUUUAACUGUCAUGUAAUUUUUCUGUUCCACUGAUGUAUAUUGAAUCAUAACUGCCACUUUUUUUUAUUUCAUUACAUGUAAUAGACAGUAAUAAGAACAGCUUUCUGUUUAUCUUCUGUACAUUCACAAGACACCAGACUGGAAGCACCAUUUCUGCUGUUUGUAUUUAAUAGUUAACCUUGCAACUCACUACAAAUGGCGGCAACAGUGUUUCUCGUAAAAAGAUACUAAAGAAUAAAAGUACAAAUUGUCAUGAUUAUUUUGUAACUAUAAUAAAGGAUAUAAUUGCCAUAUUUGUGGUGAGGUGAAAGGCCUAGUUUAUUAGUGACCUCUGUAUAAAGUAUUUAAGAGUCAGAACAUUCUAAAUUUUUUGCUGAGAUGAGAAUUUAAGGAACAAAGAUUGUAUGAUAAUCGGACACAGUUAACAUGAGUUUUCCACCACAAUUUAUCUGAAUUAAGCAAUAUGUAAGUUUUGUUGUUAAAAUGAAUUUUUAUCAGAUGUA
Messenger RNA from Schistocerca cancellata (South American locust), 2476 nucleotides. It is a transcript of the gene Mapmodulin, whose product is annotated as acidic leucine-rich nuclear phosphoprotein 32 family member A. Gene Ontology annotation, cellular component: nucleus. The coding region runs from base 625 to 1413 and encodes 262 amino acids. Lineage: Eukaryota; Metazoa; Arthropoda; Insecta; Orthoptera; Acrididae. The record is from RefSeq and is a predicted model, not a curated record. The transcript has 8 exons. Gene Ontology annotation, molecular function: histone binding.